UGCGUUUUGUCGUCGAGUGUGUGAAGAUCUAUCAAGAGAAGCGAGCGCGUAAAACUCUGAGACAUCGACCGAACUCCGAUUCAAAGAAAAAGUGCAAAUCUUCGAGUGCCGAUUCACAGAGAGAAAUUGCAAAAUCUUUGACGAUUGAAAGAUAGAAAUUGUUGAUCAAAAGUAUAGGCGAAAGUUUUGCCACAAAUAAAGCCCCACAAAUGAUGAGCACUCGCUCCGUGUCGCCCAAAGUGCUGCUGGACAUUAGCUACAAGCCCACGCUGCCGAACAUCAUGGAGCUGCAGCACAAUGUGAUCAAACUGAUCCAAGUGGAGCAGCAGGCCUAUGUGCACUCCAGCCACUACAUCCACCAAUCCCCAGUGCACCAGCACCAGCAACAGCAGCAGCAACAGCAUCCCCAGUACGCGCCUUUGCCCUCGGAGUACGCGGCCUAUGGCAUUACGGAGCUGGAGGACACCGACUACAAUAUACCAAGCAACGAGAUCCUGAGCACCAGCAGCAGCACGCACAGCAACCACAGUGCCCAAAGCGCCAGCCUGGAGCUGAACAACAACCACACGGCCAGCAACAGCAACGGCAGCAGCAACAAUCAGAACGGAUUCGAUCAGCAGUCGGUGGCUGGAUCGGGUUCCUCCUGGAACGAGCACGGAAAGCGGGCCAGGAGCAGCAGCGACUAUGACUGCCAGUCCGGGGGAACUCUGGCAAUGCAACCGGACCACAAGAAGCUGCUCCACCAGCAGCAGCACCAACAGCAGCAGCAACAUCAGCAGCAGCAGCAGCAGCAACAGAUCUAUGUGGAUUAUCUUCCCACCACCGUGGAUGAGGUGGCCUCGGCCCAGACCUGUGCGGGGCCCCAGAGCACCUGCACCUCGCCCCACUCACACUUCGAGUUCCCCGACGAGGAGCUGUCGGAGCACAAGGCUCAGGUCUUCCUGCCCCUCUACACGAAUCAGCAUCAGCCACAGCAGCAGGCGACACACCAACAGCAGCAGCAGCAGCAGCAGCCACAGAACCCACAGCUCCACUUCCAGAACAGCUACCGGCAGAGCUUUGAUGGCUACGAACCGGCCAAUUCCCUGAACGGCAGCGCCUACUCAAGCUCGGAUCGGGACGACAUGGAGUACGUCAGGCACACGGCCCUCAGUUCGGUCAGCGAUCUGGCCGCUGGAGGAGGAGUCAACGGCGGCGGCAUGUCACCCGCCUGCCUGGCGGAUGACGGCAGCUCGGGCAGCCUUCUGGAUGGCGUCGAUGGGGGCGGCAAGGCCUUCCGCAAGCCCAGGAGACGCCUCAAGCGGAAGCCGAGCAAAACCGAGGAGACGGACGAGUUCAGCAACCAGCGGGUGAUGGCCAAUGUAAGGGAGCGCCAGCGCACCCAGAGCCUCAACGAUGCCUUUAAGUCGCUGCAGCAGAUUAUACCAACGCUGCCCAGCGAUAAGCUAAGCAAGAUACAGACCCUGAAGCUGGCCACAAGAUACAUCGAUUUCCUUUGUCGCAUGCUCAGCUCCAGCGAUAUCUCAUUGCUGAAGGCCUUGGAGGCCCAGGUCUCGCCAAUGGGCUCCUCCUCCCCAUACGGGGCAGCCAGCACGCUGCUGAGCGCCGCGGCCAAUGGGGCCGAUGCCGAUCUCAAGUGCCUGCGGAAGGCAAACGGAGCGCCCAUCAUCCCACCCGAGAAGCUGAGUUAUCUUUUUGGGGUGUGGCGCAUGGAGGGCGAUGUGCAGCACCAGAAGGCAUAGCACCAGAUCUGCAUCUGGAUCGAAAUCAAUAUCCUAUUUGUGCGCAGUUCCAGGGAGGGCUUCCAGCAACAACAAUCGUGUGAAUUCCAGAGCCCCAGCCGCUCUCACUCUUCAAUUCUCUAUCACUCUUUCCAUAUAAUAUAUUACAUGUCUAAUAGAUCGUAGAUGUCUAAGCCUAAACUUAUUCUUAUUUAAUUUUAUAGUCUAAACUAAAUUAAUUGUAAAGAAAGCGAUCAAGCGAGAGAUGGAAGAUGAAAACCGAUGAAAAAAAAACAAGGGAAAACCCAAAUACAGAAACUCCAUUUUGUUGAUAA
This is a messenger RNA of Drosophila miranda, 2056 nucleotides long. Its product is annotated as protein twist. Bases 210 to 1742 code for a protein of 510 amino acids. Gene Ontology annotation, molecular function: RNA polymerase II transcription regulatory region sequence-specific DNA binding; protein dimerization activity; DNA-binding transcription factor activity, RNA polymerase II-specific. The record is from RefSeq and is a predicted model, not a curated record. The transcript has 2 exons. Gene Ontology annotation, biological process: developmental process; regulation of transcription by RNA polymerase II. Lineage: Eukaryota; Metazoa; Arthropoda; Insecta; Diptera; Drosophilidae.